CUCAAAUGUCUUGUGCACAUGAGUGAGAGCAACACUGCUGCACUUACAAGGAAUCCCGAAGAAUGGAAUCAGAGAUGACCAACAUUCUGGGUUACAUCCAUCCUUGCUAUGUAUUAGAUAAUACAUCUUACACAUUUACAAGUAAUCCUUCGAAGAUAUGUGUUGCACUUUAUGUUUUUCUUGGCUUAUUAUCUAUUUGUACAAUAUGCGGAAACCUCCUUGUAGUCAUCACUAUUAUUUACUUCAAACAGCUCCACAUGCCAACAAACUAUCUCAUUCUGUCUUUAGCUGUGGCCGAUUUGUUUGUCGGAAUUUUGGUGUUUCCUUUCAGUAUGGCCUUCACUGUCUUCUCCUGUUGGCAUCAUGAAGGGCUGUUUUGUAAAAUACGAGGUUGUUUUGAUGUCACACUGAGCACAGCUUCAAUUUUAAACCUCUGUUGUAUUUCCAUUGACAGAUAUUACGCCGUGUGCCAGCCUCUGACCUACAAAAGUAAAAUAAAUUAUCGUGUUAUCGGCAUCAUGAUAUUGGUAAGCUGGGGUGUUUCUGCACUAAUAGGAAUUGGAAUAACAGUAGCAGGAUUUAAUCAAGGGAAAUGUGAAGAGAGAUGUUUCAUUGAUGCACUAAUUUCGACCACUGUGGCAUGUAUAUUUUCCUUUUAUAUCCCAGUUAUCAUUAUGCUUAGUAUCUACUUGAGGAUUUUCCUUGUUGCACAGAGACAAGUACGCAGCAUCCAGAGUACAUGUCAGAGUACAAUGUCACGAGCAACUGUCAGUAAGAUGGAGACAAAAGCUACCAAAACUCUAGCAAUUGUUAUGGGAAUUUUUAUUUUAUGUUGGACACCAUACUUCAUUUGCAUCAUCUUUCAGCCUUUAACAUUUGAUGUUACUCCAAUCGCCGUGAUUGAAACACUAAAUUGGCUUGCACUUUCUAAUUCAAUGCUGAAUCCUUUGAUUUAUGCUUUCUUUUAUAGCUGGUUCAGGGCGGCUUUUAGAUUGAUCAUUACUGGAAAAAUAUUUCAAGGCGAUUUUACUAAGACAAAACUCUUUGAUUUUUUUUCAUAGUUAUUUGGAUAUUUUUGUCAUUCUCAAUGAAUGUUUAAAUGUGAAGAAAGAGGCUUCAUGGAUGCACAAAUUUUGACCACUCCGGCAUCUACAUUUUUAUUUUAUAUCCCAGUUAACAUGCUUAGUAUUUACACAGAGAGAUGUACACUGCAUACAGAGAACACCAUGUAAGCGUACAACAUCAGGAUCAACUGUCAAUAAGAUGGAGACAAAAGUCACCAAAACUUGCUAUUGUUUUGGGAGUUUUUAUUUUAUGUUGGACAUCAUACUUCAUUUGUAUCAGCUUCCAGCUGCCCUCUGAUGAAGAAACCAUCUGCCUCGACCAGUUGAGUUGAUGUCGAGUGAUAAGAGAGCGGGGACAGAGGGCAGAGGGAGAGACAGAAAAGAUGGAUGGAUCGCAGCAGGAGUAAGGAAGAAUGUGUACUGGCUGAUGGGAAAGGUUUGUGUAUGGCGGCUGCAUGUCUGUAAAUGUCAUUUGUUUUUUUAAUGGGGAGUCUGUUUUUCAACAGUUCAUUGGAAUGUCUAUUUUUACUCAAAUGUACUGGAGAGCUGAAAUCUUACAGUUUUCUUUUCAUGUCGUAACCUCUUUUUGUUGUUGUUAUUGUUUGUGUAAUGCAGUUGCUGAAUAUUUAAAUUAUUAUUCAUUAUACUUAUAAUGUGUCAAGAGAAAAUCCAAUGUACACUCUGCUGUGUAUUUUGUGUUGGUUGGUGUUAUGUUUUGUGUCUUACAUUUGUAAAGCACCCUCUAACCACACCUACCGAAAUCACAUCUAGCCUACUACAUGUCCACUAUACAUACAGUAUGCACCAUACUUUUUUACCAACAUUUAUUUAUUUAUGAAUAUGCCUGUUCUAACUCCAAUCAUAGUAAAAAUGCAGGAAGGUGGAGAGAAAUCCACCAAAAGUCUUCUUUUCUUAGAUGAUGGUUCCUAUUGUACCUGACUCCUUGCCUUUUUUUUUUUUUCAACCAUUGUUCCACUACCCUUCGUUAGUUACUGUUAUUAAAGCAUUAUUUCUAGUGUGCUUUGAAAAUGAUG
Phyllopteryx taeniolatus (common seadragon) is the source of this 2098-nucleotide messenger RNA. RefSeq names its product trace amine-associated receptor 1-like. Gene Ontology annotation, molecular function: trace-amine receptor activity. Gene Ontology annotation, biological process: G protein-coupled receptor signaling pathway. Gene Ontology annotation, cellular component: membrane. The coding region runs from base 63 to 1061 and encodes 332 amino acids. The transcript is spliced from 2 exons. Lineage: Eukaryota; Metazoa; Chordata; Actinopteri; Syngnathiformes; Syngnathidae. The record is from RefSeq and is a predicted model, not a curated record.